Hipposideros armiger (great roundleaf bat) is the source of this 1971-nucleotide messenger RNA. RefSeq names its product prolactin releasing hormone receptor (gene PRLHR). Gene Ontology annotation, cellular component: neuron projection; plasma membrane. Lineage: Eukaryota; Metazoa; Chordata; Mammalia; Chiroptera; Hipposideridae. Gene Ontology annotation, biological process: G protein-coupled receptor signaling pathway. The record is from RefSeq and is a predicted model, not a curated record. The transcript is spliced from 2 exons. Gene Ontology annotation, molecular function: neuropeptide Y receptor activity; neuropeptide binding. Bases 126 to 1238 code for a protein of 370 amino acids.
UCCGCGGAGAAGCGAGAAACCUGCGCCGCAGUCCUGGGCGGAGGACCACUAGGGGACAGCAGGGAUUCUGCUGCUCCCUCUCCCGAGCGCUUUCCCGCCCGCCUGGCCCCACAUACCAGGUGGCCAUGGCCUCACUGGCGACUCGGGGCCCACGGGUUCCAGACUUAUUUUCUGGACUGUCACCGGCGGCCUCAACUCCGGCCAACCAGAGUGCAGAGGCCUCGGCGAGCAACGGGUCGGUGGCUGGCCCCGGCGCUCAGGCAGUCACGCCGUUCCAGAGUCUGCAGCUGGUGCAUCAGCUAAAGGGGUUGAUUGUGCUGCUCUACAGCAUCGUGGUGGUCGUGGGGCUGGUGGGCAACUGCCUGCUGGUGCUGGUAAUCGCACGGGUGCGUCGGCUGCACAACGUGACCAACUUCCUCAUAGGCAACCUGGCCUUGUCCGACGUGCUCAUGUGCGCCGCCUGCGUGCCGCUCACGCUGGCCUACGCCUUCGAGCCGCGCGGCUGGGUGUUUGGCGGUGGCCUGUGCCACCUGGUCUUCUUCCUGCAGCCCGUCACAGUCUACGUGUCGGUGUUCACGCUCACCACCAUCGCGGUGGAUCGCUACGUCGUGCUGGUGCACCCGCUGCGCCGCCGCAUCUCGCUGCGCCUCAGCGCCUACGCGGUGCUGGCCAUCUGGGCGCUGUCCGCGGUGCUGGCGCUGCCCGCCGCCUUGCACACUUACCACGUCGAGCUCAAGCCGCACGGCGUGUGCCUCUGCGAGGAGUUCUGGGGGUCGCAGGAGCGCCAGCGCCAGCUCUACGCCUGGGGGCUGCUGCUUGUCACCUACCUGCUUCCCCUGCUGGUCAUACUCCUGUCUUAUGUCCGAGUGUCGGUGAAACUCCGGAACCGCGUGGUGCCCGGCUGCGUGACCCAGAGCCAGGCCGAAUGGGACCGCGCGCGGCGCCGCCGCACUUUCUGCCUGCUAGUGGUGGUCGUGGUGGUGUUCGCCAUCUGCUGGCUACCGCUGCACGUCUUCAACCUGCUGCGGGACCUCGACCCACACGCCAUCGAUCCCUAUGCCUUUGGGUUAGUUCAGCUGCUCUGCCACUGGCUCGCCAUGAGCUCGGCCUGCUACAACCCCUUCAUUUAUGCCUGGCUGCACGACAGCUUCCGUGAGGAGCUGCGCAAGCUGUUGCUCUCCUGGCCCCGCAAGAUAGCGCCGCAUGGCCAGAGCAUGACAGUCAGCGUGGUCAUCUGAUGCCACUGCGGCAGGCCUGGGCCGGGGAGCUCCCACGUCCAUUGGUCUCCGAGGGUGCCCACCCCAGGCUGGACGGGGGAGCUUAUUCUCAGCACCAGAGCUAAGCCAAUGCAGGCAAAACUUCCAGCCCAGCCCUGUUUUCCAGUUGUCCUGCCUUGUCCUUGUAUUUUUUGUAAAAUGUUAAAUGGGCUUUUGUGGGAAUGCUUUGCUUGGAAAAGGCCGGGGAGAGGGGAGAGGAUUUAUUAUUUCCUCUUUAUGACCUUGAAGGCCAAACAAAACUCUUUCUCCGGUUUCAAAACAGUAUUUCAGAACUGCAGCUGUCUUCCUUGCUUUGCCUUUUGUUUGUUCAAUGGUGAGAUAAAGGAACAAUGGGGGUGGGAUUUGAAAUGACUGCAUUGGAGUUGGUGAAGCUUUUCAGGUCGCCUUUUACAAAGGACACCACUAAGAUAUAAAUAUCUGAAAUUGCUUAGUGAAUUUGAACCCAUUUAUUUCUAGAAUUCCAGGGAAAUGUGUAUUACAGAUCUACAUCUAGGAUUUCAACAUUUCCUGAAUAAGACCUUUAUACAUCAAAAGGGGUUCAAUCUUAAAUCCACUUGCAUUUAUAGUACAAAAACACUUACAAACCACCUUUCAAAAGGUCUUGAUAUUGUUUCCCGCCUCCCUAUUCCCCAACUUCCAUUUGAAAAUGAUGAGAUGAAUUAGUCAAUGAAGCGGUAGAUACAUAGGAAUAAAG